Molecule: messenger RNA, 1777 nt
Organism: Somion occarium
Lineage: Eukaryota; Fungi; Basidiomycota; Agaricomycetes; Polyporales; Cerrenaceae
Source: the annotation of a GenBank genome assembly
GCUCAUAGUCACUUCAGCCUGGCAGCCGAUCACUUGGUUCACUCUCCUCUCUUUGUACCGUUACCUCCAGUGUUGGCUAUUAGCAUCCUGCAUUGUCUUAAAUAAUUACAACGGAAAGGAGACUUGUAAGUGACCAUGUACAUUAUUGAACGCAGAUAGGAACGACGACGUGGAAGGCGUCACAAUGCAGCAACCUAGUAUCUUUCGAAUCUGCUAUCUCGCUCGAGUCGGAUACGCUAUCUGAAUGCUCUGAACACCCGUACGUUUCUCUUGGUACUUUCUAAUAUAUCCAUGACCAGUAAUAUUGAGACUAAUUGAAAUACUAGGUGCUUUAUAAGUACACACCCUCAUGCGCUUGUCACUGCCGCUCAGAAUGUCUGGCUUGCGGUUCCGUCUCUCUGGUGCGAUCGAACGUACUAAUCGCCCUCCGAUCCCACAAGCAUAUUCAUGGGCAGAGCACUACAAACCGACGCCGACGCGACCACUCCUCGACAUGUCGCAAGGCGUACCAGGCGUUCCUCCACCUAAAAUCUUCCUUGAUGCUCUUGGAACCGCCAGUUCCUCUCCGUCAAGUUGCGGGUACGUACCUAAUGCUGGAGAACUUGCGCUUCGGCAAGCGAUUGCGGAAGAGAUGAGAAUACCCUAUGGCGAAGACAUUGACGUGACUGCAGGAGACAUCGCCAUUACUGCUGGUUGCAAUAUGGCUUUUGUGGCUACGAUAAUGACGAUUGCCGAGGCGGGGGAUGAGGUGAUUUUGCCAGUUCCCUGGUACUUCAAUCACGAAAUGACUUUGACCAUGCUAGGAGUCAAAGUCGUCCCUCUACCCACUGAUCCGGAUAACGGAUUCCUACCUUCUUUGGAGCAAUGUGCAAAGCUGGUUACCCCAAAGACCAAGGCUAUAGUGCUAGUCACCCCCAAUAAUCCCACUGGAGCCAUUUAUCCGGCAUCUCACAUAGCAAUGUUCGCAGGUCUCGCAAGGUCGCGUAACCUCGCACUCAUCCUAGACGAGACGUACCGCGAUUUCCUAUCGACCGAAUCUCUUCCUCCACAUAAGUUGUUUGCUCCUCCAGCAUCCAGAGGCCCGUUCGAUCCUUCAUCGCAUCACGCUCUGCCAACAGACUGGUGUUGGCGUGAAACUAUCAUCCACCUCUUCUCUUUCUCGAAAUCUUACUGUAUCCCAGGUCACCGCCUUGGGCUCAUAUGUGCUUCCCCCGACAUCAUGCCAUCCCUCAACAAAGCUCUCGACAACGUCCAAAUCUGUGCUCCUCGUCCGCCCCAGAUUGCUCUAGCGCCCCUUCUUCCUGCACUCCGACCCUUCGUUCAAUCCAAUAAUGAAGCUCUAAAACAUAGACACACCCUCUUCAAAUCUCUGCUUCCUCCGAAAUGGCACAUCGGUGCCCAGGGCGGUUACUAUGCUUUCGUGAAGCACCCUUUCAUCGGAAUUGGCGCGACGAAAGUAGCGAGGAGACUGGCAGAAGAGAUGGGCGUCCUGUGUCUACCAGCCGGGUUUUUUGGACCUGGUCAGAGUGAGAACGUCGGACCUGAUGAACGCGAUGUCGAAGACCGAUGGAUCCGGUUUUCGGUUGCGAAUGUGAGCGAUGACAAAGUGCGGCAUGUGUGUCAGCGUUUAGGAGAGAGUGAGAUGGCCUUCGGCUGGGAGACAGAGUGACAAAUAGGAACCCGGUGCGGCAUCCUAUAAGCUCAAUCAUCCACAAAGAUGUAUUCGUUGGUGGUCUGAUACCAAUUCGACGUAACGCUUGACGCAAGCUGCGAGUUC